Aspergillus welwitschiae is the source of this 2519-nucleotide messenger RNA. Its product is annotated as flavin-containing monooxygenase. NCBI's taxonomy places the organism in Eukaryota, Fungi, Ascomycota, Eurotiomycetes, Eurotiales, Aspergillaceae. The record is from RefSeq and is a predicted model, not a curated record. Gene Ontology annotation, molecular function: flavin adenine dinucleotide binding; N,N-dimethylaniline monooxygenase activity; NADP binding. The coding region runs from base 61 to 1857 and encodes 598 amino acids. The transcript has 4 exons.
AUAGAGAUCUUCCUCUUGUGUUUGUGUUCACUGACGAGAAAGAAAGUCUGUCUACUCACAAUGGAUCCUAUUCGAGCGGAAGCUAUUCACAACGAGAGACAUGUCAAGGUAGUCUGCGUGGGUGCAGGUGCCUCGGGAUUGUGUCUGGCAUACAAGCUGCAGAGGUCGUUCCAGAACUAUGACCUGACUAUCUACGAGAAGAAUCCUGAGAUUUCGGGAACCUGGUAUGAAAACCGCUACCCAGGAUGCGCUUGUGAUGUUCCCUCGCACAACUAUGUCUACUCGUUUGAACCCAAAUCAGACUGGUCAUCUGUAUACGCGGGCUCCCGCGAAAUCAGAGGAUACUUCAAUGAUUUUGCCAACAAGUACGGCCUGCGGAAAUACAUCCACACUUCGCACAUCGUCACCGAAACCAACUGGAUCGAGGAAUCGGGCCAGUGGCAAGUGACGGCGACCGACUUGACAACGGGUCACACAGUACAUGACUGGUGUCACAUCCUGAUUCAUGCGACGGGCUAUCUCAAUAAGCCUGCCUGGCCCGAGAUUCCGGGACUGGCCGAUUUCAAGGGCACCAAGCUACACAGUGCGAUGUACGAUGAGAGCGUGUCGCUUGAAGGGAAGAAUGUUCUGUUGAUCGGUGCGGGCUCAUCGGCUGUUCAGAUUCUCCCUGCGAUUCAGCCUAUUGUUAACAGAGUAAAAAUCUUUAUCCGCUCGCCGACGUGGCUGCUGCCCGACAUUAGCACGGAGGCAGGCAAGUUCCCCGAGGAGCAGAUUGAGCAUUUUGUGAACAAUCCGGAGAGCGUGACAGCGCUGCGCAAGGAUAAUGAACGGACUAUGAACAGUAUCUUCACUAUGUAUCUCAAGGAUACUGUCCUUCAGGAGCAGGCAAAAGGUCUCCUGACAUCUGUGAUGAAGAACGCCUUUCAAGAUCAGGAAAUGGAAGAUCGUUUGAUACCGAACUUCUCUGUGGGCUGCAAGCGUGUGGUACCAUCGGGCUUCAGGUAUCUGAAUACUCUCAAAAAAGAGAAUGUCGACGUGGUCUACGGUGGUGUGACUGCGGUAACACCAUCUGGCUGCGUAAGCGAAGACGGGAAUGAGCAUCAAGGCGACAUUAUCAUCUGUGCUACCGGAUUUGACACUUCCUACAUUCCACGCUACCCUGUCAUUGGACCCAAUGGCCGCAACCUGCAGACAGAAUGGGCCGAGUCCAUCAUGGGCUACAUGGGAAUCGGUAUCUCUGAGUUCCCCAACACGUUUACCAUGCUUGGCCCCUACACGCCUGUUUCCAAUGGCCCUACAAUGGUUGCGAUUGAAGCUCAAGCAGACUACAUCUGCUCCUUUAUUGACCGUUACCAAACGGAGCCCAUCCAUAGCAUGGCACUCAAGCGGGAUGUCUGCGCUGAGUUCAAGGAGCAUGUCGGUUCAUUCAUGGAAAAGGCCGUCUGGACGGAUAAUUGCCGCAACUCCCACAACAACCAUACCAUCGGCGGUCGCGUUCCCACGACUUGGCCUGGAAGCACUUUACACUAUCUUGAGGCAAUGAGAGAGCCACGUGCUGAUGACUGGGAUAUUAAGUACAAGGGCAACCGUUUCUCCUGGUUGGGCAUUGGUGUUUCCCAGACGGAGUGGGAUCCAACUGCUGAUCUGGGAUAUUAUAUCCGUCAAUCGGAUGACGGACCCUGGCACAGUCGGCGCAAGCGGAAUUUGGUCAUUGCUAAAACAGGAAGCAUGGCUCCACGUCCUCUUCAUAGACAACCCAAGCUUGCUGCCAAAGAAAAAGCCCAAGGUAUCAAAGCUGAUGUGUCAGAGCAGAUGCCGAGAGCCCAGGCAGAGCCGGUGUCUGAAGCGACGGCGUGAUUUUUGAACCUUAUAACGAAGAGGUUCUAUUAAAUUGACUCAACUGUUCGCUAAGCCCCCUGAAAUUGGAAACCACAACCUUCUCUUCGGCAUUGGCAUGUUGCCUCCAUCCGAGGUUCAACAAUGGCUGGGUAAGGAGCAGGCCACAGGCCCUACAUCCUCGUCCAAUACACGGAAUGUACGCGACUCAACAAACGAGUCCACGACUAUCCAAUGUAUUUAUAUGCUACACACCCAUGUCACUCCAGUCUGGACUAUGGUUUCGGUCAGAUUUCGGGACCACCAGCCUGCAGGCCCUGACUCAUGCCUAGGCCACCGGAUCUAUACGCCCAAUCCCCAGGAUCCAACGCAUCUCACGCCGAUCAUUUCGGGACAUCUCCAUAGGCUUUGUCAGAAUACUAUUCUAAGCGAAAAUUAAAUUUCAAUAUAAGCUAUACUAUACAGACUAAGACUUUAUCAGCACAUCAAUCAGAUAUACUACAUGAGUCAACAGUGUUCCUUCAUAAAUCACAAAUUGCACCUGACGCGUCAAAGGUCAAGUCCUCAUUCUUAUAGUUAUUUUGGUUGGCAAGUGGAGCUAUUCCACAACGCCUCGUCCCUAGUUACUCACCACAUCAGGAACCAAUAUGGAUCUUGACCAGCCGUCGUGACUUUGCCUUCCU